This is a messenger RNA of Papilio xuthus (Asian swallowtail), 868 nucleotides long. RefSeq names its product prostacyclin receptor. Gene Ontology annotation, molecular function: G protein-coupled receptor activity. Gene Ontology annotation, biological process: inflammatory response; positive regulation of cytosolic calcium ion concentration; adenylate cyclase-activating G protein-coupled receptor signaling pathway. Lineage: Eukaryota; Metazoa; Arthropoda; Insecta; Lepidoptera; Papilionidae. Gene Ontology annotation, cellular component: plasma membrane. Bases 83 to 868 code for a protein of 261 amino acids. The record is from RefSeq and is a predicted model, not a curated record. The transcript is spliced from 5 exons.
AGCCAUUAGACAUUAGUAAAGGUCCGGGAUAGGCCGCUGGCAUGUAUAUUUGCAGUGAUGAUGUGUUGUGUGGCAGGUGGGCAUGAUGUGUGCGAUGGUGGUGUCGGAGCAGGUGCCGGGCGCGCGCAACACGCGGGCAUACUGCGCGGCGCGAGUACUGCUGCGCGUGUUCGGUGUGGGCAGCGUCUGCAUUGCGGUCACUAUGGCGCUCGAGCGAUACCUCGCGCUCACAAGGCCCUUCCUCUACCAGAAGCAAGUGACGUACUACGUGAUCCGCACGGCGCUGCUGGUGUCGUGGGCGUGGGCGGCGGCCCUCACGUGCGCGCCAGUACUGGGCCUCGGUCUUUACUACGACGAGGCCAACCGCUGCUGCACGCGCUACCGCAACGCCAUCACCCCCGUCGACUUUGCCUACGCCGUCUUCUACGUCGCCUUCGGCACGCUGCUGUGUGCGGUGCUGGUGUACUGCAACCUGGCGGUGAUCCGCGCGCUAUACGCCAUCACGCUGGGUGGUGGCACAGUGCGGCGUGUGUCGCGCACCAGCUGUAGGCGGCAGGCUGGUCGGCCUCCAGGCGCGCCGCCCGCGCCCCACAACGCCGCCACAGCAGAAGAGGUCGCCUUUAGCCGCCUCAUGGCCACGCUCUCCGUGCUCUUUAUGAUCUGCUGGCUGCCGCAGAUGGUGACGUCCGCGCUGUACCUGGCGUUGGGGCCGACGGCGUGGAGCCGGCUGGCCUCGCUGGGCGCGCUUAGCGACGUUCUCAUGCUGCUCAAUUACGUGCUGGAUCCCGUACUGUACGUGCUCAUGCGCCAGCGCCGCCUCCUUUCCUGGCCGCUCUAUUUACAAAGUGCGGUUGCAUUAUACGGAUAA